AUGCCAUUGUAUGCUCUCCUUGCGUUGGAGAUGAUUUAGUCCGUCAGUGUUACGCUUUAACGUGAUAGGAUCAGGUGAAAUCUGUUCCGCUCGGCCCGCGCUGUUGCUAAGCAAAGCCUCACUUGGCGAGCACGACGAUAAUAUUCAAAUAAAUGGGAAAAAGCACACGAAUGCUUUGCUUGCAGCGGUUAGAUGCAGAAAACCAAAGAAAGAAAGAAGUGGAGCGAGUAUGCUAAUUGAGCUAACUUACAUUAGCCUGCUAUCAUGCGCCUGGUCAUCGGGGAGCUCUGAAUGCUGUAAUCCAAGGAUCAUCUUUGCACUUUAAGAGGUCACGUCCUCCAAUACAAUACUGUAGUGGGAACACUUUCCUCCCCGGACCAGGGAGCCACACAGGUCACACUUGCUCAUAGGAAAGACAUUCAGAAUAAGUCAUGGGAAAGAAGAACCAGAACCGUGAAGAUGAUGAGGCUGCUUCCUCAGAUGAGGAAGAGUAUAUAGUGGAGAAGGUCAUGGACAGGCGAGUUGUGAAGGGCCGUGUGGAAUAUUUCCUGAAGUGGAAAGGCUUUUCAGACAAACACAACACAUGGGAACCAGAGAAGAACCUGGACUGUCCAGAGCUUAUCGCUGAGUUCAUGAAGAACUAUAAAAAGACAAACAGCGGAAGCACACCCAGCAGCAAGCCCUCCAGCACAGGCUCUUCUUCGGUCCGUCCCAAAGACAGUAGCAGCAGCACCAGCAAGAGGAAAAACUCAGAGGAAGAGAACGGGAGUGGCAGCAAACCCAAAAAGAAAAAGGAGGAUGAGAUCCUUGUAGCAAGAGGUUUUGAGCGAGGCCUGGAGCCUGAGAAGAUUAUUGGAGCAACAGACUCCUGUGGAGACCUUAUGUUCCUUAUGAAGUGGAAGGACUCUGAUGAGGCAGACCUUGUGCUUGCAAAGGAAGCCAAUCACAAGUGCCCUCAGAUCGUCAUUGCUUUCUACGAGGAGCGCCUGACUUGGCACGAAGACGGCGAAAAGAAAGAAAAGAGCGCCACAGCGGUUUAAAGGGCAGAGUGGGGAGGAAAGACGCUGAGUCCUCCAAACCUUGUGCCCUUUUUCACACCGGUGACACUCUCAUAGCCAACUUUUAACGGACCAUUUAGUAAAAAAAAAAACGGCCAGCGAGUAAUGGAGGUUACAACCUCCAUCCACCAUCUCUCACCAGACAACCCGAAAGGCCAUGGCGAACGGCGGCUGCAGCAGAGCGGUGGAAUGUGAUCUCUCUUCUCUGAUCUUCCUUCUAUUUUGACACAGUUUGUGUAUUUGUGCCCCUUCAACUAUGUUCUUAUGAUGUGUUGUGUGCUAGUGUAGAUGUGAAACAGUGGAAACCCGUACAUGUCAAACUUUCAUUCACACAGUUGAUUUGGUAGUGUUGCUGGAAAUGACUGAAAAUAUCAGUUGCGUGUGCGUUUAACAUCUAAAACGCUGGAUAAAGAUGUGACUGCGCUGGUUUUAUUUCACAAGCUGAUGUCACCCGCUUUACUGAUUUCUGCUUUGUUUUUGUUUGUUUUUUCAAACAGGUAGAAUUCAUUUUGCUGUAUCACCAUUUUAACUUUAAUAAUGACCCUUGUGGGCCAAAAUCCUGUGAUUUGUAGUUUUUUUUUUGUUUCUGAUUGCCAGUAAAGCCACUUAAAGAAACUACACCUUAUAUUCGCUUUCCCCAUAUUUAAUUUAGAACAUUGACAUCCAUUUUUUUCUCUGUUCUUCCUCUAAUGUCUUUGUAAAACUCUGCUACGUUAAGAAUUGGCCCAUUUUUACCACCCUUACCUUUGAACUUCUCAUUGUUGCUUGCAGGAGGGCAGACAAUCGUCAUCAUGUGAGUGUGUAAUGGGACAUUUUUAUCUGUUUCUACACACUUUUAUCAUUAUGCUCCAUAAGUUUAACUGAUAUGCUCCCUCUUGUGGCGGAUUUGGUGAACACAUUCCAUGUUUGACCUCAUGAACGCAGAGCUGUUCUCACUCACGUGGUAGUUUAAUCAUAUGUUGGGUUCUUAUUACUUUUUUAACCUAGAGUUGACUCAAUAAAAUGGUGUUUAUCAAGGUUACAUGCCUAUACUAGAGUUUUGUGCUCUGUAGUUCUUUUUGUGCGCUUUGCAAAGCCACUGAACAAAAGCUACUCCUUCAAGAUAAUUUACAACAGGAAAAGAGCUUGUUUUAUUUGAAAUGUAUGGGCGCAGUCCACUGACAGCUGUGGAAUAGUGAGAAAGGUUUAGUUUGAGUUGUUUGUAAUGUGGGGGAAAGUUUUUAAACAGGGUCGAACAUUAUGUGUAGUUACAUUUUUCUGUAUUUUUGGUAUGGUUUUUGUUAUAUUACAAAAGGACCAUCCCUUCCGUGAUCAUUUAUACACAUGACUAGCAGUUGUUUUUAAAAUGUGCAACAAUAGUUGUCUUUUGCUAUAAGUGCAUAGCCUUUUUUAAAUGUCCUGUACCAUAUUGUAUUAAAUCUAGUUUUCAACACUAACAGUUGAACAUUUCUGGAAUCCCUGAACCUUGGUUUUCUGACUCAAGUCAAACCAAAUAAAUUUCAUUGUAGUGCUGA
Molecule: messenger RNA, 2572 nt
Organism: Cyprinus carpio (common carp)
Lineage: Eukaryota; Metazoa; Chordata; Actinopteri; Cypriniformes; Cyprinidae
Product: chromobox protein homolog 5-like
Biological process (GO): negative regulation of transcription by RNA polymerase II; chromatin organization
Cellular component (GO): nucleus; pericentric heterochromatin
Molecular function (GO): chromatin binding
Source: RefSeq, a predicted model, not a curated record